This is a messenger RNA of Electrophorus electricus (electric eel), 1448 nucleotides long. Lineage: Eukaryota; Metazoa; Chordata; Actinopteri; Gymnotiformes; Gymnotidae. The record is from RefSeq and is a predicted model, not a curated record.
UAGUCAAAGAGGAAUCCUUUGGGAAGGGACACAAAUCACUUCAAUUUUAACAACAGAGGCAAAUCGGAAUCUGCAGCGACAAGAGUCCCCCCCUUUUGAUUUUUCUUUCCUUUAUCAUUUAAUCUUUCUGACAGAGUAAGAUCUGUGUCGGAAAAGGGGGAAAGCAAAGACGAGAAAACUUCUUGGAGGAUGAUGACAUUUGAUAUAGCGCAGUCUCUAAGCUGUACUUGAUCCCUCUAUUUUUUGAACUGACACAAGAACUCGUUCUACUAAAUCUCCGCACGGAGAAAGCAUUGCGGAAGGCUCCAGCGACAUUUGCUUCUCGAUAUAGUGUGUAUGAAAAUCUCUCUGUCCCCUUUUCGUCUUGGUGACACUUGGAUUUUGUCCUAACUAUUUCUGCACUUGUUUUGAUCCUAUCGCCGUGCUGUCAUUUGGACAUCAGAGCGCCGCGAGCUUGUUCUGUCGCGCACGCGUUAACCUCCUCUCGGCUCGUGAGAGUGAACGGGACGUGGACACCUGAGAGCACACGCGCACUUACGGGGACCGUGAAAGAUCGCGUUUUCAUGUUUGGGAUUCAGGAGAGCAUCCAACGGAGUGGGAGUACUUUGAAAGAGGAGCCCCUAGGUGCUGGCAUGAACGCAGUCCGGACAUGGAUGCAAGGUGCCGGGGUGUUGGAUGCGAACACGGCCGCCCAGAGUGGAGUUGGGUUGGCCCGGGCACACUUCGAAAAGCAGCCGCCCUCAAAUCUUCGAAAAUCCAACUUCUUUCACUUCGUUUUAGCCCUUUAUGAUCGACAAGGGCAACCGGUGGAAAUUGAGAGAACCUCUUUUGUUGGAUUUGUUGAGAAAGAAAAGGAGACUACUGGAGAAAAGACGAACAAUGGAAUACAUUACAGACUACAACUUCUCUACAGCAACGGCAUUAGAACAGAACAGGAUUUUUACGUCCGACUAAUUGACUCCAUGACUAAACAGCCAAUCAUCUAUGAAGGUCAGGACAAGAACCCGGAGAUGUGCCGUGUGCUACUGACUCAUGAGAUCAUGUGCAGUCGGUGUUGUGACAAGAAAAGUUGUGGGAACCGGAAUGAGACCCCAUCUGACCCCGUCAUCAUUGACAGGGCCUACAAAGGAAAAAAUUCCUCACCUCCUUUCCUCCAACCCUCGUUCUGUCCCUCUUACCGGCUCGUCCCUCUUACCGGGGACUUCUGGGCGACCCCAGGCCGACCUUUUCGCCACACCAAGAUGUUCGGGGCUGCCAUCUCCCUCAGCCCUUUCCCUCCUUGUGGCCAGCGGUGCUUUAGUCAAGGAGGUUCCUGCUGGUUGAUGGAGCUGCGGUUUGGGAAGCUUAGUCCCUCGCCUCCGGCCCCGUGGCUCGUCACAGCAACGCACAGAGCCCCUCUCACUCCGAGGGCCAUUAGCUCCUGGCGGGUGCGGCUCCCCCUCCGCUAA